AUUGUGAUUGGAUACUGGAUAUCUACUAUGUUCAUCUUGUUUACAAACAGUUGGUUCAUUCAUAUUUCAAAACAGAGUAAACUUAUGUGUCACGAAUUUUCCAGAGACUGAUUUGGACGGAGAAUUUUAGUCGGAAAAAUGCUGUUGAAAACUAUUGGCAUGCGUAGGAUAUUAGAACCCAUCGAGGCUCAGGUUCAACGAUUAAGAGGAUUAUUGUCAACAAAAAACCCUGGAAUGCCUGAUGCUGCGAUGGAUUCGUCGUCGCUUUCUGAGGAAUUGCGCAUUUUAGCAGACGAGCUUGAGAAAUUAUUAUCAAAUAACAAUUGCUGCGACUCUGAAGAAAUGAAGAACAAAAUCGUUGCGUUGAUCGAACAAUUUUGUUCUACUAACAAAAACAAUGACUUGGUGAUGCAAUUGCACAAAGUGGACAGCCAAGAUCUAGUUUCUGAUAUCCUCGACAAAUUUACAAGCGCUUUGGAAGCUCUGGAGAAAUUGGAAUGCCUUCCGUUGAAACAAAGUCUCCAGGAUUCUUGGGACUAUGUUAAGGACAUGGGAGCUGAACAAGAGAUUGAAGAUUUUCAAAACAUCAAGGAAUUGGGAGCCUCAAUUGUGGAAGUUUUUGGCCCCCUCCAGAAGUACAGGAAAAGCUUGGCUUCGAAUCUACUAUCAGAAAAGGUUGCUCUGUAUUCAAGCCAGCUUUGCGCAGCUCUCAACGUACUCUUUCUACUUAUCCAGGAACAGCACCAACUCAACAGUCCAAUUUACAGUUGCAAGAAGUACGCCUGUGACAGAAUGAGUUGGUGCUUUAAAAUGCUCGUAGACGUUCUUGAUGCUCCUAAUCCAACAGUCGAAGAGGAAAAUUUCGAAAAAGAAAACCACUUUGUUUACAGAAUGGAUCUGGCACUAGACAUUUUGGCUGAAAUCUCAACAAAAACUGGGGAGGAACAAAUCCGAGAUUGCGAGAGUUUGUGGUUCGCAAUUGAGGACGUCUUUGCCCACGCAAUGGCGAUAGCGCAAGUCUGUCAUCCUUACAACUUCAACGCGAUUACCGGAGUUUCCCAGUCAAUAAUCACCGAGUACGAGAGCCUGAAGUCGCAACUGACCUCCGAGAAGCCUGAUCCCAGUAUAAACAACCUGUACAUGAACACUUUGAACGAUGCUCUGUACAGGCUUGAGCAAAAAGUAAACGUAUCGGUGCUGACUCUGGUCAUGGAAGUGUUCAGCGACCCUUGUGGUGCUCUCAGGAAGCUCAUUAAAACUUGCGGGAAUUCUUUGGCAGCGCGAGAGCGCAGCAGAAGCGACCUGAGCACUGCGAUCGAGGAGUUCGACCAAAUAACUGACAAAGCUAUGCAGAUCGGAAUGUUCGCAAUCGCUUGCUGCAAGGACUUGAACAGAGUAUCGAAAAUACGAACUUGCUUAGCUAGUCUGGAAUCUCUGGAGCCCGAACUUGUUCCCGCAACGACCGCCUUUUAUCUGCAUCCUGACAACAAGGAAAUGCGCGCCACCGUUAAAUUGUUGACCGGACAGUGGCAGUUGGAAAUGAACAAAUUGCACAAACUGGUCAACGUCAUCAUUGACUCUGGUGCAUAUUGUCAGGUAAUUCUGGAUGAUAUACAACAGCGAGUGAUGACGAUGUCCGAAUACCUUGAUAACAGAGAAGGUGUGACCCAAGCCCAGGUUCAAGGAGUCGUGCAAAAGGCUUUGUCACUAUCCAGCCAAAUAUCUGCAACAGUCGAAGACAUUGGGAGAGAUCAAAUCGAAAGGCCGACGAUUAUGAUGAUACAAGAACUGAAAGCUGCAAUUUACGAAGCUGGAAUGGCGUCAAAAAUACUCCUCGAUAGCGCGACAGAACCGCAGCAGUUGCGAGUCAUAAAAAGGUGCGAGCUAAUUCUUAAUGUUAUUAAACGCCUGCAGCCUGCGUUGGUCACUUUGAUAAACAGUUCGACCUCAAUGCACACAAGUUACGGAAAGGCAAGCAUGGGUCAAGGCGAUACAUUGCAUGAUCCAGGUCUCACAUUUUCUGCGGAUAUUUACGGAUUUACCAGAAAUGAACGAACCUUUACGUACAUCAGAACACCAUAUACAGUCAACAGCAACAAGCAGCCACUGUCCAUACAACCGGCGAACAGUUCGCCAAGGACUCCGACUAAUCAGUCGCGUUUGAUUCCAUAUAUAAAACGCGGCAGAACAAUGCGAACUGAGAGAUCGAUCAUGUACAAAACGCCGAAAGCCGAUGUCAAGGAAAUAUCUAUAAACCUGGACGAAACUUUUCAAACUAACAACCAAUCGAGAACUAGAAAUUUAUCCAUCGUCAGGCAGCACCUGUUCAGCAGGGACAGUUUUGACGUAAAACAAGACAUUGAUAUGAAUUCAGAGACUCUCGACUUGACUGGAAUAUUGGACAAGAUAACGUGUCUCUCGGACACUCUAAGCUCGACGUUAUCAAUUUCUUGCACCCCAGGAAAAGUUCAGAGUACAAAAGACACUUCGCUGCCUGAGGUAAAGGCUUCGCGAGAUAUUACCGAGAGUAUAAUUAACGUGGAGAGAGAUGCGAGCCUAACAAACUUGGGUGAAUCUAUGGCUGCAGACAGAAUCGACCAGUGUUCAACGAUCGGAGGCGGAGACGCGCCCUCGGCGAUCGAUACCCCGGAAAGAAUAGCAGAUCUGAAAAGACUGGAUAAGAAAAUUCAAGUUUUGCUUCACCAAAAAAUCUCUGCGGAUUAGUUAUCACCGUUAUUACUGUUAUUAAGCACGGGUAUAAUAUCCGAGUAGAUGGCUGAACUAAAAAAUGAGUGAAUUUUGAUAAUUUAUAUCUCGACAAGCAAUUGUUUAGUUCGAUCGGGGUUUGUUUUAUUCAAAAGUGUGUAGAUUGAGCUUCGUUUGCAUAUUUUUUUCAUUAGAAUUAACUGAUAGGAAGUAUUGUUAUUGACAAACAUUGAGGUCCUGGCAGAGAAAAUAAACUAUCUACGAUUAGUGUCUACGAAUUCGAAGUAAAUCGGUUGAGCCGUCUUCGAGAUAUCGUGCAAACCGUGAAAUGGUUAACGUUAUUGUUAGUAAAAAUGCUUACUUUUCAUCGAUUCUAAUAAGAAAAGUAUUUAAAUGGAAGUUGAUCUACAUACAUUAGAAUAAAUUAAACCCCAAUUGAAUUGCAAAAUCGCUUCUCAAGAUGUAAAUUCCCAAAAUUGAUCAACUUUUUCAGCAGUCUGCUCGGAAAUAAAACGAAAAAUAUUUUCACACUCAAGGAAAGAAUGUUUGAACGAAUGAAUUAUCUCUGAAGAUACUUUUUCCAAGAUGUUAGAUGAUAGCUUUAAAGGAUGCAUUUACCUAUAUCAUGUACGCUAGAAAAAAAGAAUCCAAAUUUCCACUGUGAAAUGCUUAUUUCACAUAAUAUUUCGAAAUUUCAACUCGGCAACUACAUCGAGCGUCAAAUGAUGAUAAAUUUUUCAUUUCCAUUAUUCAACAGUGUUGCGCGAGAAGGCUAAACGCAAGAGUUGAGUCAGCUGAAAGCUGUCGAUCCGUCCAU
Molecule: messenger RNA, 3523 nt
Organism: Diprion similis
Lineage: Eukaryota; Metazoa; Arthropoda; Insecta; Hymenoptera; Diprionidae
Gene: Spt
Exons: 13
Coding region: 139-2724 (861 amino acids)
Biological process (GO): cell-cell adhesion; cellularization; cell migration
Cellular component (GO): catenin complex; adherens junction; cytoplasm
Molecular function (GO): beta-catenin binding; actin filament binding
Source: RefSeq, a predicted model, not a curated record